AUGGCGAUACAGUUUAUACUAUGUUUCAACAAGCAAGGUGUGGUGAGGCUGCUGCGGUGGUAUGAGAAGGUGCCUGCAGGCCACGAGCGGACGCAGGAUGUGAUAGCGCAGAUAUACAGGCUGAUCUCAUCUCGAGAUCACAGGCAUCAGAGCAACUUCGUUGAGUUCUCGGAGAGGACGAAGCUGGUGUACAAGCGGUAUGCGGGGCUGUACUUUGUCUUUGGUGUUGAUCUGAAGGACGAGGAGUCGAUAUACCUGUCGCACAUACACCUGUUUGUGGAAGUGCUGGAUGCUUUCUUCGGGAACGUGUGCGAGCUGGACAUUGUCUUCAACUUCUACAAGGCGUACAUGGUCAUGGACGAGAUGUUCCUCGGCGGCGAAGUCCAGGAGGUCUCCAAGGACGCGCUGUUCGAGAGGCUGAGUGCCCUCGAUAGACUGGAGUGA
Messenger RNA from Nakaseomyces glabratus, 444 nucleotides. RefSeq names its product Aps2p (gene APS2). Gene Ontology annotation, cellular component: intracellular membrane-bounded organelle; membrane coat. The record is from RefSeq and is a predicted model, not a curated record. Lineage: Eukaryota; Fungi; Ascomycota; Saccharomycetes; Saccharomycetales; Saccharomycetaceae. Gene Ontology annotation, biological process: vesicle-mediated transport; intracellular protein transport.